CAAUUUUCUUUUCUCUCAGGAGGAUAAAAAUAUGGUGCAUGGGAACAUUUGCUGCAAGAACGUGCUUGUCGCGAGGAAGGGGCUGGAGGAGGGAAGCAGCCCUUUCAUCAAAGUCAGUGAUCCUGGCAUCAGUUUUACUGUGCUCACUCGAGAAGAACGUGUGGAGCGGAUUCCCUGGAUCGCUCCAGAGUGUGUCCAGAAUGUGAACAAGUUAAGCCUGGGUGCUGACAAAUGGAGCUUUGGGACAACUGUUCUGGAAAUCUGCUGUCAUGGAGAGGUCCCACUGAAGGAGCGAACACUGUCUGAGAAAGAGAGAUUCUAUGAGAUGAAAGGGAAGCUUCCAGAACCAUCCUGUAAAGAGCUUGCUGACCUGAAUAGCCAAUGUCACAGCUACGAGGCAAACCAACGGCCAUCUUUCCGGACAAUUCUGCGGGAACUCACAAUGCUGCAACAGCAAAAUCCGGACAUUUCCUGUGAAAAUUCAGUGCCUACUGUUUCCGACCCCACUGUCUUCCUGAAACGCUACCUGAAGAAGGUCCGAGAUCUUGGAGAGGGUCACUUUGGUAAGGUGGGUCUGUACAUUUAUGACCCAUUUAAUGAUGGCACGGGGGAAGUUGUGGCAGUGAAAUCGCUGAAGUCCGAGUGUGGGGAGGAGUUGCACACGAGUUGGACACGGGAGAUCGAGAUUCUGAAAACAUUGUACCACGACAACAUUGUCAAAUACAAAGGCAGCAGUAGCGAGCAAGGAGGUCAGAUUGUACAGUUGAUCAUGGAGUAUCUGCCUCUUGGCAGUCUGCGAGAUUACCUUCCAAAACACGCUGUCGGACUUGGACAGCUUCUCUUAUUCGCAAAACAGAUUUGUCAGGGCAUGUCCUAUCUCCAGUCGCAGCGGUAUGUGCACCGUGAUCUGGCUGCCAGGAAUGUCCUAGUGGAAAAUGAGAAUGUUGUGAAGAUUGGGGACUUUGGGUUGGCCAAAGCAAUCCCUGAACACCAGGACUAUUACCGAGUAAAGGACGAUGGAGACAGCCCUGUGUUCUGGUAUGCAGUUGAUUGUCUUAAGGAAGGAAAAUUCAACUUUGCUUCUGACGUUUGGUCGUUUGGAGUCACAUUAUAUGAACUUCUAACGUACUGUGAAACCCGCCAGAGCCCACCAGCAAAAUUCAUCGAGAUGAUUGGAGUGACGCACGGACAGAUGACGGUGGUACGACUAAUUGAACUGCUGGAGAGGGGGCAGCGUUUGCCUUGUCCAAAGUCUUGUCCCUUGGAGGUUUACCAGCUGAUGAACAAGUGUUGGGAAUCUGAUCCAGUUCGACGUCCCCCAUUUCAGGAGCUGAUUCCAGUCUUUCAGAAAUUGUAUGAAAGAUACAAAAGGAUUGAAACUUCAAACAUUCUCCAGAAGUUAUAAACAGCAACUGCCCUGAUCAACCUCUUUCUAUCCUAUUCCUUGUCUGACUUUGUAGAAUUAAUUGGCAGCAGCUGAUAACUGAAUAUUUAAUUUGAACCCCUCUCCGUCUUUCUCUGCUGUCCUCCCUCCUUUUCUGUUUGUGUCCCUCUGUUGCUGUGCUGUCCUCUCUCACAAUGCUGUUGUUCCCCCCACUAUGUCUCUGCUGUGUUCUCUCUCUCUCCCUGUGCUGCUCCCCUUGUGUCUCUGUACUGUUCUCUCUCCCUGUGCUGUCUUCUCCCUCACUCACUCUCUGUGCUGUCCUCUCUCUGUGCUCUCCACUCUCUCUCUUUCUCACUGACCAUUCCCCCCAACUUCUCUGUUUCUGUACUGUCUUCACCUCUUGCUGUACUCCUGUCUCGUUCCAACCCCUCCCCCUCCAUCUCUUUCCUGAACCUGUGGAUGUGUUGGAGAGCGUCACAGCUAAUUAGCGGUUGUGAAGAGAUGUCGCUGUGUGGAUUCGUACACAGCAAGCUGUCUCAAAUCCAAGAGAACCAUUUAGAUUUCUUGGCAAGGGAAUGGUUAUUGGGCUUGCAGAACUUUACAGCCUAAAUGAUCAAUGUGACUUUGGUUUAAUGUCAGCUGAAAGCUUUGGUCUCUCGUCGGCAUUGUUAAUGUGCUGUCAGGAGUUGGAGUGGAAGAAGCUGAAGGAUCCAACUGUGAAAAGGAUUGUUGGUGAAGGUUCAUGUUUUUAAUCCCUUCCCCCCCCCCCCUCUCAGAACCUCUCCAGUUUGAAUUAGAUCUGAGAUGGAAAUUAAGAGAUACAGAUAUCGGUAUUCAUCUAACGCUUUGCUUUUCAUAUCUACCGUAAUGUAGUUACACAGAAUGGCAGCAGCUGUUAAAGCCACUGAAUGGAAAUAUAUUUCAACUCUUCCCUGUAAUGGGCGCCUCAGUACUGAUGAGAUUCUGAUUUCUUGUUGAAACUCAGAUGUUUUACACUGUUGAAAUUUAGUUUGGUACAAUGAUGGCUCAAGUUACAAUCACAUUAUCUUCAGAAUAAUAUAGAACGUUACAGCACAGUAUAGGCCUUUCAGCCUUCGAUCUUGCGCUGACCCGUGGAACCAAUCUGAAGCCCAUCUAACCUACACAAUUCCAUUCUCAUCCAUAUGCCUAUCCAAUAACCAUUGAAAAGUGAAGACAAGAAAUGAGGGCUCGUCUGGGAUCACUGAGAAUCCAGCGAGAAUCCUAUCCAGUAAUGCUCGGCUGGCUUGCUGUUGAAUUAUUUUUGCUUUGCAGUAUUUUGGGUCGUGUUACUAAGUGCCAGUAGACCUAUACAUUUUGCAUGUUUCUGAUUUAUUGAUUUCAGUCAGUGUGCUUUACUGCCAAGUCAGUUUUUGUCCCGCUUUAACUUAAAUGAGAGCAACUCAGACAUUAGCUCAGUAACCUUGGUCCUUGAUGGGACGUUUGGAGUUGGAUUGCUGACUGAAGCCAGGGAGAUGGACUAAUACAUUCUCCCUGAACUGGUACCACACAGGAGGCAUCUUGUUAUCGUAUCAAACCAUAGCUGCCAGUAUUAUCAAAAGCACAGGACCAAUUGUAUGUGAGCUUCCAUAUCUCUAAAGUGGCUGAGUUGAGGGGAGAAGUUCUUGAGUCUGAUUUCACCAGGCAGUGAUACAUCAGCCCUCGUUUCCUAAAUUUCACGGUAAUUUGUACUAUUUACAGAUGUGGUCAUGUAUAUACUGACCCACAGCAUCUUUUUCUGUUGGUAUUCAGACUUUUUAUGCCAUGUGACAAUGAAAAUGGUGAUGCCAGUCCUGAAGUGACAGUCAGACAUGUCAAAUUGUGGAAUUAGCAUGAUGUAACACUCUUUAACACUCCAAGACCAACUCACCAGGAAAACUGCUCACAAGGUGGAACUAAGCUCAGGAAUAUUAUGGAAAUACAAUUGAAAUGAUCUUCAGGUGGAAUGGGAGAUGCGUGCCAAGUACUUCUGCUCACCAUUACAAUGGCUUUCAGACUCGCUGACUCUUGACCUGACAGUUUUCCCAUUGGAUGGUUCAGUUGUUUAGUAAGUGGCCCCUGCUGAUGGAGGGGUGCAGGUCCCAAUCGUAUCGCUCUGACUUUGGGUGUGUUGCUAGGUUUUUCAUACAAUUUGAAUGAACACUGACUCUGCCAGCCUCAGGGGUAAGUAUAUCACUUUCCAGCACAGCACACUCUAGGAGUGAUAUGUUCCUGCUUCCCCGGACACUCAGUCUCUCGUUUGAUUCAGUGUUCAUUCUAAAGACCAAUGAGAAGAGGGUGUAAUUAACGGACUGGAGUAUGAUCCUCAUAGCUCAUUGUUUUACAAUAUUAACUGACACAAGAAGGCAUCUCUAAACAAUUCAUUCAACUGCUUAUAUUUACCUGUAUUAUCCAAACUGUGUUUUCUGCUUUGAGAUGCUAAGAAGCAAAUGCUAUGUGACUGCUCUUUGGAGUUGAGUUAGUCGAGCAGACAGUAACUUCCCACCCUCAAGGAGCAAAGUGUGGGCGAGGUCCCUCAAGGACUCACUCGUCAUCAUCAUCAUGGUGAGUUUGCUGAGUUGAGGAGGAGUGAAUAACUGUGACUUAUCUCUUCAGAAAGACGUUGUUCAGAUUGAGAGAGUUUUAGGUCUCCAGAAAAUUCUUUGCAUUACUGUGUUGCUGAACAGGUCAAUUCAGGCACAGCGGCCUGAUCAAAGUUUGUGCGAAGAUUUGUAGCUCGGGUGCUCGUUAUUGUGGUUCUGUUCGCCGAGCUGGAAGUUUUUGUUGCAAACGUUUUGUCCCCUGGCUAGGCGACAUCAUCGUGCUUGGGAGCCUCCUGCGAAGCGCCUGAAUUAAAAAGGAUCGCAAUGUAUAUAAGUGGUUAGAACUGGACUCAAGAUGUAUCUUAAACACCAAAACAAAUUACCACAAAUCGCUUAUGGGACUUUUUAAAAUUACUUUUCAUUUACCUGACCUGAUUGUGAAUGAUGGACAUCAUGUAUCCCAUAUUACAUUAUUUGCACUUAAAUACAUGGCCAAUUUAUUGUUGAAACAGUGUCAUUCUUAUGUUCAGUGAUGGACGGAGAUUACCCGACUUUGGAAUACACAUGUAUGUCUGUCUGUGUCUCUCUCUCUAGAUUUUCUCAAAUAGACUUGCACUUUUUAGGAAAGAUCAGGCAAGAUUGCCAGGGUCUUACCUUACCUUUCUCUCUUGAAAGCAUUUAUCUUAAAGUAUCGAUGACCAUUUGUUCUCCCAGGAAUGUGAUUGAAAUGUUAUGUGAUUAUGCCAGUUAGCAUGUUUUGCUGGUGUCCAGAGUCCUCUAUUAACCUCAUUCUUUCUGUUUUACACUCAAGUUUUAGCUCUAUUUUCCUGGACCACUUAUUUAUUAUAACUGAAUUACAUCGAACUUCAUUUAACAGUGGAUUACAUUAAAGUAGCACCAUUUUUGCUUUUGUAUCAGAAUAUUCAUAUCUUAAUGCAGCUGAAAGUGUAAUUGUAAACUCUUUUCCCAUGGUGUUACAUCGACUGGAUCAGCACCUCUGGCCAUGUUGGGACAAACUUUAGAAAUCUCUCGUCCUGCUGUAGGAGUGUCUGUUCAUGAGCAUUACUCUUGUCAGCUUCAUAUCUACAUUAUGAUGUGUCAGGUCAGAACACGAUAGAAAAGCUUUUUAGUGAUGAAUGUGUUCCUAUCCAUCCUCAAAUUAGCAUGUUGCUAUUCUCCCCCUAAUCUGCACAAGCGCAUGGGUGAACUUGACUUUAUACUUCUGAAGAACAAAUGAAUUUUAUUGUUGAUUACUUUAACCUAUGUUCUCAUCAUUUGGGAUUGAGUGCUGAAGUAGAAGUAAAUGGUUUUCAGUUUUAGUUCUGCAUCAGGGAUUUUUUUAUAUAAAAGGGAAAAAGUAAUUUUUGAGCACAGAUUUCAAAACAGUCUUUUCAAGAAAGCAAGCUACCAGAGAAGUUCACUGAAGCAAUGUUCACAAUGUUGAAUAUUUUGUGAACAGAAAAACACCUGGCCACGAGCCACAAUUGGGUUUCAUUGAGAAGAUUGUCACGCGAGGCCAUUGGAGCCUUUGGCCGGCUCCCUUCUGUUGGAGCUGGAAGGCAGUCUCAAACUGUUCUAACCAUUCAAAUAGACAGGACUUUUCUUCAGCUUCAGCUAAGGAAGUCUAUAGGAAUAGGUGAUGUCUGUGAAUGUUGAGGAGAAACUGUAAUGAAGAGAAUCCCCUUUAGCAGGAGGAAGAGAAGUAAACCCAUCAAUAUACUUCAAUGAGUUCAACUCCAUCAGUUGUGUAAGAAAUUACAAGACUUCAGCUGAGUGAUACUUCACUUGGGUUGAAUAUCUGGAAAGGGUAUUAAGGGACAAAGAAGGAAAUUUUUGACUUAAGAUCUUUCCAAUUGGAAUUCUAUUGUAUAUAUAACUUUUUUUGUUUGAUGUAAUAAAUUUAUCUUCUUUUGUUAAAAAGUACAUUGACAGCCUCAUGAAUAUGUUCAGUGACUGACCAGCACGGAAACCAAGCUGCAAAAAUAAAACUUAGUCUAUCAA
Chiloscyllium plagiosum (whitespotted bambooshark) is the source of this 5925-nucleotide messenger RNA. The record is from RefSeq and is a predicted model, not a curated record. Lineage: Eukaryota; Metazoa; Chordata; Chondrichthyes; Orectolobiformes; Hemiscylliidae.